AUGAAGUUCCUCCUCCGGAUAACCCUCCUCUUCUCCGUCAUCUCCUUGAUCGCCUCGGCACCUCCAUCAUCCCCCUCUACAGAUCUCUCGGUGCGCGAGGUCUCCUCCCCGCUCGAUUUAUUCAACCAUCUCGAAAAGCGCAAAGGUGGCGGCGGCGGGAAAGGAGGGGGAGGCAGUAGCGGCAGCAGUGGCAGCUCUUCGUCGGGCGGAUCCAGCAGUGGCGGGCGCAGUUCUGGCGGAUCGUCCACAAGACCAAACGGGCAGCCGUACUCGUUUUCGUCGGCGUCCAACGCUGGUGGACGCACGCGCGAUGGCUCAGGCACACCCAAGGCCUACGGGAACAGAUACGCGGGCGGCGCGGUGGUGCCGUACACUGCGGGACGCAGAUCGCCGUCGCUGGGUGUCGCGCCAUUCUUCAUUGGCGCGGGCGCCCUGGCGUUCUUCCCGGGCCUCUGGCUGUACGGCAGCGUAUGGGCAUAUCCCUACGGCAUCCCGUACUACUGGCUCGAUCACGAGGGCCGCAACCGCACCUCCAACGUCACCUGCCUGUGCCAACAGUACCAGGUCUGCGGGUGCGACCCAGACAACAACUCGACCUUCUUGACCCAGGUGGUCACCAACGGCUCCUCCACGCCCGUCGCCCCCGUCAACACCAGCACCGUCAGGACCGUGUCCUUCGACAACGGCACCACGGCCACUUACAUCAACGGCAGUCUCGCCAACGGCACCACCGCUGACGGAGGCACCGAUCCCAGCGACGAGUCCCAGGUCAGUGCGGCCGUGCGUGCCGUCGUCGAACUGAGUGGGUACUGGGUCAUGUUUGUGAUUGUGGGUUGGGGUAUGUGGACGGUCGCAUAG
This is a messenger RNA of Fonsecaea nubica, 858 nucleotides long. RefSeq lists its product as hypothetical. The transcript has a single exon. The record is from RefSeq and is a predicted model, not a curated record. Bases 1 to 858 code for a protein of 285 amino acids. NCBI's taxonomy places the organism in Eukaryota, Fungi, Ascomycota, Eurotiomycetes, Chaetothyriales, Herpotrichiellaceae.